UUUUUUUCUCUCACUGGGGCUUGCCGGUCUUUUCUGUCCUUUCGCCAACUGCGUUCUGCCCUUGUUCUCGUGCAUAGGGUGUGAACAUAUGCAACUGUCAAGAUGUCAGAGAAAAAGAUGACAUCCAGUCGCAGGUAUCACCUGAAGAGCCUUUUGCUGUCCAUCGCUGCUGGCCUGCUGGAGGCUGAAGCCAAGCAGCUUGCGACUGAUAAGGAGAACUACAUGAACGAGCACUGCCCAUCCUUGUCCCUGCCUGGAUCCCUGCAGGAGCUGCAAGAGCUGUGCAAGAAGCUCAAUCAGACCAUCGACAAGGUUGAUGAGGAAAGGUAUGACAUGGAAACCAAGGUUGCCAAGACAGACAAGGAGAUCGAGGACCUGAAGAUUAAGGUGGUUGACCUGAAAGGAAAGUUCAAGAAGCCUGUGCUAAGGAAAGUGCGCAUGUCUGCUGAUCAGAUGCUUCAGGCUCUGCUGGGCUCCAAGCACAAGGUGUCUCUGGAUCUGAGGGCCAACCUGAAACAAGUGAAGAAGGAGGUCAAAGAGGAGUCUGCUGAACAGGUUGGGGACUGGCGUAAGAACAUCGAGGACAAAGCCGGCAUGGAUGGGAGAAAGAAGAUGUUCGAGUCUGAGGCUUAAGAUGGAUAGCAGUGGUUUUUUGAAAAGUCGUCAUUUUUCUCUGGCAGUUUUUCUGUAACCCCUCACCCUUUGCUUCAAUAAAGAUGGUUUUCCAGGACAUUUUUCACAUUUUAUUAUGUCGUGAUGUAUGGAAUUAAAUGAUUAGUGUGUA
This is a messenger RNA of Electrophorus electricus (electric eel), 784 nucleotides long. Its product is annotated as troponin I, fast skeletal muscle-like. Gene Ontology annotation, biological process: skeletal muscle contraction; cardiac muscle contraction. Lineage: Eukaryota; Metazoa; Chordata; Actinopteri; Gymnotiformes; Gymnotidae. Gene Ontology annotation, cellular component: troponin complex. The record is from RefSeq and is a predicted model, not a curated record.